AGAAAAGGCAAGGGCCUGCCCACCUCCUGGAGAAACAAUACUACACCAACAAUUUUGAUUUUCCUGCUUCUUUUUGCCAACUACAAGAAAAAGAAAUCCGAACUUGUCGUGCAAAGAACUGAAUAUCCACCUGGAUCAUGCUUAAAGAUCUAGAUCAUGUUUGGCAACUCUCUCGCGACACUAGCACAUUACCCAUUCAUUGAAGAUCUUAUUUGUGCUUGCGGCGGCGGCGAAAGCGUCUCUUUACGAAUUUUGUGAGCAGGAUUUUCAAGUUUCACUUUCUAGCGACUUCCAAAGUUCUCUACUGUUCAAUUUCAUUUUGUCGAACUACCACGACCACUUACCACAGCGCUUACGCUUUUUGAUACCUGUAGCCUAGCGACGAUCACGUUUUCUGUGGUCCUCGCACACCGAUUUUUGACCUCCAUGGGCGCAAAGAACAGUAAAACUCCGACGGACGAGCAAACGAGCGACAGUGGUCUUUCUAAACCAGCGGAAAAAUCUUCGGAACGGGCCAGCAGCCGAGCGUCUGAGUUGUCCAACCAGAGAUCGCCUGCCCCGCGCGCAGGUGUAGUGCCCGGAGCCACGACGCGCGUCGAGGAACUGACGCGAUCUCCCGCAGCGGAGGGCGAGGAGAACGUGCCAACCGCUAUGGAAGGCUCCGAAGCCUCCAGCCUGGGAUCCUACAACAUGGCGGAAUCUAUCGGCGUACUACUACGAGUGUUGCUUUCUCGAAUUCACUUUCACUCAUUGGAAUCUGGAAACUGAAUGAAACCACUAGUUCGGGUCAUUGUUGCCCCGUAAGGUAAUAAAAGCAACUUGCCUAACAUGCAGUUGAGCUUUAUCGUCCUUAUCCCUCAUUCUCCUAUCAGGUUGCAAAAUGCUUGGAUUUGUUGCUUUUCGCUCCGGACGAGUUGAAAGUGUUUGGGGAAGCGUUGAGCCUGAUCGCCGGUAACGCGGACAAUGAAAGCGAUUUUCCGCUUGAGGAAGAUUUGUGGGAACUCGCAAAGGAAAAGGUAAGAAGCAUAAACGUAUUCAUGUGUCGUGUGUACUAGCACUUUGUCAUACCAAUUUCCAUUCGAAAUCAAAUCUGGCUGCUUUUUCUGGAUUCCUACCUGUUCUUGCUUUUGCUUUCCUCUGGUUGUGUUGCUCGCCGACCACAACCGUAAACGACCCUGACCAGCUCGCCGCCGUGAUCACGCCCACUAUGCGGUUGAUCCACUGCAAGACCACGAUGGUACAAGUGAUCAAGAAGUUCGUGGAUCGCAAAACCCGUGCAGUCGUGAACAUAUCGUAUUUAAAAAUGUCCCCACACCAGAGGUAAUGCAAAUCUGCAUGCUGAAAAUGUUUCUCAUGCGGAGCCCUAUGAGAAGCAUUUUCUAGUCGUGUUUUGGAAUUUGUCAUGCUCCAAGCAGCAUGAUAUACUAGAUCUGUGAUGCUGCUGCGCUGGUUCAAACAGCACUACACUACGAGUCCAAAUUUGUCACGCAAAACAGUCAAACCUUGUGUAUUUGUCUAGCCGAUUCCCCAUCUUGACUAUGGGGGGGGGACGUUUUUACAUAGGAUAGAACAAGGCCGAGAUUCUUCCGUUCGUCCGCACGUCCUUGCUGCACCAGGUCACCGAGCUGCUCACCCUCGCGGGCGAGGUCACGCCGGAAACGGACGGGGGCAAGUUCGCGCCGAAAGACUACUGGGUCUGGUCCACGGUGGCUUCUACCAUGAACGUUCCGGAAAUCUCCACCUUUCCAGUGUUUCCGCUCGCGCAAGAAAGGACCGCGAUCUGCAAGGUAUCUUAAUGCAGAAAAGUUGGGACUUCAUUGUAAAGCUUCAUCGUACUUUGUACAACAUAGAAAGGAAAGUACUUAAGUGGUCUUGGUCAUAAGUGACAAAGGUCAGGUCCUUUGUCUUUGUGGAUCAUAUGCGCGCAUAAUCGAAUGAUUGCAUUUGUUGAGCUUUAUUUUCCUCAUUGCAUUUGCAGGUUCUCGAAGAGGCCGACCCGUUGAAAUACUCCGCCUGCGCGAAGGGGAUCUGCCGCGACAUGCAUGUGCUGACGAACCUCCCAGCCUACCUGGAGUACGAAGAGUCCUUGCCUUUCGAAAAGGCGCGUUUUGCCAAGACGACCAGUGAACAAGCGAAGAAAGCGCUUCGCGGCCAGCUGGCGCGGCGUGUCUUGCUGAACGCCAUUCCGGAGCGCACCGCUCUGAGUUUGGUGCCAGGUGGGUUCGAUUCCGUGGACAAGAUCAUGAUGAACGCAGAGAAAACAUGCGAAAUCUACUGCGCCCAGCCGCUGAUCAUUCCCGUCUUCAAAGAGCAAAAGAAGAAGGGCGGCAAGGCCGAGCCGAAAACUGCUCCCGCGGAAAAGAAGGAAAAGGCGGCGCCCGCAAAGAAGGAGCAAACCGCUGCUCCGGCGAAAAAGGAGGCGGCUCCGGCUGCGGUAUUUUUUGAUUGUGUCGACUGCGACUGGAAGGAUAUUUUUUUAGAAAAUGUAAAUGUCUGCGUAUUUUCGUAUUCACCCCCAGGCGCUUAUGCUUUCGCGUGUCGCCGCAACAUCACUGUACCCAAAUUUCUGUGAAUUGGACAGGCGCCUGCCCCGAACAAAAAGGCUGCGGCUUCGCCGAAGGACACCGGUGCGCCCGCGGCAAAGAAGCCGAAGUGCGAUGGUCCGGCAGGGUGCCCUCCGAAGGAUGGUGAGUUGCAAAAAUUGCGCACCGACGAGCUCGGCUCGGCUUUGUACUACCGGUACGUCCUCAGCCACCAAAACGAAGAGGGCGGUUCGACCACCGCCGACAGCGGUGAGGACAGCUUGACCCCGGAGAUCCCGUGCAAGAAGUUCGACAUUGUGUGGUCUGGUCGAGGCAUUCCGCAGGGACAAACCGAGUACUCCUUUCGCGCCAAGUCGCUCAGCGGGCCCUGCCAGCAGGAAGUGGUGGACAAAGCGUCUUUCGGCCGCGUGUGGGCCGCCGUGGACGGAAACGUGCCGCAGGGACAUACGACGUAUAAAUGAAACAAAUUCAAGUAUGAGUGAACGAGGAUUCAACGUUCUCUCAAGAUUUUUAAACUAUUCUAGCCAUUCAUCUCAGUAAAUUUUCUUCGUGUUUGCGAAUGAUGUAGCAGUGUCCGACGAAAUGCGAGUCAUUUUUCACCACACGUACUACACAACAUCAUCCACAGCUAUUCCUUUUUCCACGGCACCGGUACCUCCUCGAGUUCCUCGAGUGCUGCGCCUGCUCCGGCUACUAGCGUCAAGGCUGCGGUGAAAGAACAACCAAAGGCUCCUGCACCCGCAGCAGCACCAAAGAACGCCGGCAAAGGCGGACAAAAGGCCGCGGAACAGCCCGCAAAAGCAGCCCCCGCGAAGGCGAAAGCACCCGCGGCCGCAGCAGCCCCGGCCGGCGAGGGCGACGUCGGCGAGGCCGUUUCUGCGCUGCAGAAACUGGAUCUUCGCGUCGGCCAGAUUGUGCAGGUCGACCGGAUUCCAAACUCCGAGGCCUUGUACAAGCUCCAGGUGGACAUGGGCGAGGGCAUCACGAGGCAGAUUUGCUCGGGUAUCGUCAAAUUUUACCCGGACGGGGAGAAAGAUCUUUUGAACAGGAAGGUAAUCACGUAUUUCAACAUCAAGCCCGCAAAGCUGGCCGGGGAAGCGUCGGAGGGCAUGAUUCUCGCCGGGGCCAUCGACAACAAGGGCCCGAACGAGCAGUGUGAACUGUUGCAGCUCGAGAACCCGGACGCCUGCGCGGUGGGCACGAAGAUCACGCUGAAGGGCUGCCUGGAAGAAGUAGGUGCCGAGGCGGCUACUACCAGUUUGAAAAACAUCUCCAAGCAAUGGGCGAAGGCACAGCCUUUAUUCUCCAUCGACAACAGCAGCAAAGCCUUCUUCGCGGGAAAACACCAAUGGGUGGUCAAGGGCAAAGACGGGGGAGAAGUCGCGGUGCUCGUGCCAAGUCUGAAAAACGCGGGAAUUUUCUAAACCUCGAUGUGCUAAUCUGCUGGUCCCAGUCUAUCCAAAGAAAGUGCGAAAUUCCACCAUGGAAAAAAGACGUCGCUUUGUCCGUUGUAGCGCAUGCCGUCACUCAGAAAGUGCAGCUCUUGCCCUCGGACUUGUCUGACGAACACAACGAACUGAGAAGCACACCUGGUGCUCUUGCGCUGCAAUACUGCACGCGUAACAUACCACAACAUUGUUACUCGUGUGCUGUGCGCUGUUUCAACAGAGAGUUUGAUCCUGUUCAUCGUCACUAUCAAUAUC
This is a messenger RNA of Amoebophrya sp. A120, 4246 nucleotides long. The record is from the annotation of a GenBank genome assembly. Lineage: Eukaryota; Dinophyceae; Syndiniales; Amoebophryaceae.